AAAAUACCACGUGACUUACAUAAAACCACAAUGUAUUUCAAAUUGACACCUGAAAUAUUGUGACAUCCAAUCAAAAAUUGACAUAGCAUCCAUUAUCUACUUCAAAGUUGUUGGGAGUUUUCACUUUGCACGUGAUCCCAAGCCUGGUGUAUAAUAGCACAUACAUCGAUUUGUUAAUACCAGUUUCCGUUUGCAGUUUGGUAUUAACCUUCAGCUUGCAUUUUCUAAUAAACAUCCAUGCUCCCCAAAGUUGGAAUGGCAACACUGAUACUGUGGUUCGUUAUCGGUAUCUAUGUCAUCAAAGAUGUUAACUCCACUAAUUGGAACAAAAUAGCGAAAGAUACUCUUAAUGAAGCCCUCAAAAUAAAACCCAACAACAGGAUCGCUAAAAAUGUCAUCAUUUUUAUCGGUGACGGAAUGGGCUUGUCUACCAUUAAUGCUGCUAGAAUCUACAAAGGACAAAAGCUGGGCAACACAGGCGAAGAAACCAUACUGGAGUACGAAACAUUCCCCAACGUGGCCUUAGCUAAAGUGUACGGAACAGACAAACAGGUACCAGAGUCUGCGCAGACGGCCACGGCAUUGUUAUGUGGUGAAAAGACAAAUUUCAAUCUCUUAGGGUUAAAGGACUCUGUCGGGACCUCGGACUGCAGCGCUUAUAUUAGUCAAGGAGAUGAAGCGGAAAUCGACUCAAUCAUAAGACAAGCCAUAGAACAAGGUAAAUCUGCGGGAGUUGUGACGACUGCUAGGCUCACCCACGCCACUCCCGCCGCUACAUACGCCCACUCGCCGGAUAGGAACUGGGAAUCAGACGCCGACAUUGGACCGGCAAACGGAGCCUGCAAAGACAUUGCACAGCAGCUUAUUGACAAUAACCAUGAUAUACAGGUUUUGCUUGGAGGGGGUCGCCGUGCCUUUCUACCAGUUUCCGAGCCCGAUCCUGAAACAAAUGCCCCAGGCGUUAACAAGCGGAUGGAUGGUCGAAAUCUAGUGGAGGAUUGGGAGUCAAUACAACAAGGGAAAAACAAUAAUUACAGAUAUGUCUGGAAGAAGCAAGACUUUGACGAUGUAGACCCUGAUGAAGUAGAUUUUCUUUUGGGACUAUUUAGUCCAUCCCACAUGCAAUAUGAACUGGAGCGAGACACCAGCGGCGACGGGGAACCUUCUUUGGCGGAGAUGACGGACAAGGCCAUCAAGAUACUGAGGCGCAACAAAAACGGAUUCGCACUUAUGGUGGAAGGUGGUAGAAUAGACCAUGCCCACCAUGAAAACAAGGCGAAGAAAUCUUUAGAAGAGACGGUACAAUUUGAGGAGGCAAUCAAAAUGGCGUUGUCAUUAAUAGAUCAGAAGGACACUCUGGUAGUCGUGACGGCAGACCACUCUCAUCCCUUCUCCUUGACUGGGUACACAAACAGGGGAAACCCUAUUCUUGGUUUGGUUGAUCCAUUCGGAAUUAAUAUUGAGCCCACCUUAGAUGGUUUGCCAUACACCUCACUUCUGUACGGCAAUGGUCCUGGUUACACAUCUCCACGUCAGGAUCUAACUGGAGUAGAUACAGAAACAACAGACUUCAUACAGCAGUCUGCCGUACCACUUGAAUUCGACACACACAGCGGAGAGGAUGUCGGGAUAUACGCGCUGGGUCCCAUGUCGCAUCUGUUUCAUGGCGUCCACGAGCAGCAUUACGUCGCCCACGUGAUUCAGUACGCUGCUUGUAUUGGAGAGUAUGCCAAAAAUUGUCGCAAGAAAUCUGGAACAUUGAGAAGCGUUAUUCACGGAAACCCAGAAGUUUAAAAAAUUCAUGAUACUAGUAAUGAGGACUGUACUGUCAUUGAUUUUCAAAAAAGUUUUCAACAGCAGAUUUAUGCAAUAAAGGGAGUUCCACAAUGCAUUUAAG
Magallana angulata is the source of this 1897-nucleotide messenger RNA. RefSeq names its product alkaline phosphatase-like. The transcript has 10 exons. Gene Ontology annotation, molecular function: alkaline phosphatase activity. The record is from RefSeq and is a predicted model, not a curated record. Gene Ontology annotation, biological process: dephosphorylation. The coding region runs from base 238 to 1794 and encodes 518 amino acids. NCBI's taxonomy places the organism in Eukaryota, Metazoa, Mollusca, Bivalvia, Ostreida, Ostreidae.